UUUAUUGGUGGAGAGACAGCACCUGAGGUUACAAUUGGUGGGGAGAGACAGAAGAAGGAAAAUUAAAGUGAACGAUUUACCGAGAACUGUGUGAAAAAUAAGAAUUGCAUUUCAGGCAUAGAUACUUGCCUUCCAGGUUCAUUGUUUUCCCUGAAUGUUCCCGUUGAAUAACAUGGAACAUAUUCAAGAUGCUGGUGAAAUCUUACCUGAAUCACCUGGGCAUGCCGCAGUUCUCAACCCUUUUGAGAGCCCCAACGAUUAUCAUAGCCUGCAUGAAUCCGUCGUCGCUAGCCCAUCACUCUUCAGGUCUUCUAGGACAUCAUCAGCGACCCCAGCAAAAUUCAAGUGGUCCAUUGAUGAAAUAGCUAGCCUUCUGCCAGUUGACAUUGACCCAGAAGACAUCCAUCGUCAGUCUCUGUAUCUGAGCCAAACCAGGACGGAUAAAGAAAUUGAAGAAAGGCGACAGCAUGCGAUUGAGCAGUUCUUCACUAAGAACACAAUUGUUCCUUCGCCCUGGGCUGAACCAGAAAGCAAACAGCCAACACAGUUACAUGCUUUAAAAUGUUCUAUUUCACCAAAGAUUCCAAGAGAAAAUCUUCCAAAUGGAAAAGCCAAUGCUUCUAGUCAAACGGUGCUUUCAUUGCCUGUGGAUUUUGAUCUGGAAAAAAUAUUAGGGGAAUACUUCAGGGCAGACGAUGCUGACCAGUCCGGCGAGAGUGUGAGCUCCCCGACGCUGCGCCGCAAGCUCUUCCUGGACGGGCACGAGUGCGAGUCCGUGUCCCCCCAGGCCAGCCCCGCGCACAGCCCUGCGGCUCUGGAGACGCCCGGCGUGCCGUCCUCAUAUCACCUGUCACCACUGCGGGGCCCAGCUCCCCUUCAGACCCCGAGCUCUGGGCAGUUUUCUUCUAGCCCGAUUAAAGGCAGUCUCAGAUGCUACAGUUUGGAAAGUGUGACAAGUCCUGUGUUCUCGGAAAGGCCAUCUCUGAAUUUAAAGACUCCUACCUUAUCGCCUAUUUUUCUACAGCCCGCGCAGACGCCAGUUUCAGCAGAGAGAAAACGGCUGAAUUUCCUUUCUCCGGAUGGCGUGGCAGUCUGCAGCUCGAACACGAAGCCCAGCCGCUGCGCUGAAAGCCCUUAUGUUGAGGGGUGCUCUCCCAUCAAGAGCUGCUCUCCAGUGAGCUCUGGAGGCAGGCUCAGAAUGCCCCGCCGCAGGGUUUCCACCUUCCAGCUGCCUCUUGCGCACGAGUGCACCAUCGAGGAAAAAGAGACCCUGCCGCUCCCUGACCCCAUGCCCCCCAUGGACAUGGACGCCUGCUCCUUGCAUUCUCAUUCUGUGGGGAGACCUGAACCCUUGUCUGAGGCCUCUGAGUCGCUUCAUGUGGAAAGUGCUAAAGGCAAUAACACGGUGAACAUGGGAGAGCCAGUGGAGAGUGCCGAGGAUGAGAGCGCGUGGGUAAAGGAUGGGGUGGAGAACGUUCAUAUUCAGCUGACCAGCUCCAGAACAGGAAGCACAUCCAAUGCAGAAGGUUCUCACAUGUUCCUGUCCCUGCUGGCAGAGAGCAGUGGCAUUCCCUGCGACAGCGCCAGUAUACAGGUAGACAGUGCGUACAACACACAAUCAAUAGGUGUUAGCAAUAUCGCAGAUGGAACUGGUACAGACAUCCAGCAGAAAGACAUGCUUGACGUACACCUGCCCGAGGAAUCCUGCUUAUAUAACAGGAUGCAUUUUAAGUCGAAGUUCCUUAAUCUACAUCAUUAGUGGUGGAGAAGCUGCUACUCCCAUGACCUAUGCUGCUGAUGUUUGGAAAGGUGCUCUAGAUGUAAUGAGGAAUUGGGUUUGCAUCUAAUUUUACAUUUUGGAAAUACUCUGCAAGUCUUAAGGAAAUUGUCAAAGAAAUCUUCCUGCAAUAUAAUAUAUUGGAAAUGUAUAAUAUGAUGAAUUUUAGUGCCAGCUAGAGUCAUUAUAAAGGCAAUGCAUGUGUUAGAACAGUAUUUAUCCCAUUGCUAUGAAUUAUAUUGUAACGUUUCACAGUGGGAAAUUCAUUUCCUGGUUUUUAACAGUUCUUGAAACCUCUGAGUCAUCAGUGCAGUUGACAAGUCAACUUAGUCAACAGAUCUAUGAAAUGUGCUGUCCAAGCUAACCUCACUGUAAAAUUAUGCUAUUAGAAUAAUUGGGUAUGGUUUGCUAUAUCAAAUGUUUUAUAUUUAUUUUAAUAAAACUGAAUUUGCUGCUGAA
Molecule: messenger RNA, 2236 nt
Organism: Lepisosteus oculatus (spotted gar)
Lineage: Eukaryota; Metazoa; Chordata; Actinopteri; Semionotiformes; Lepisosteidae
Gene: bora
Product: bora aurora kinase A activator
Biological process (GO): regulation of mitotic nuclear division; activation of protein kinase activity; regulation of mitotic spindle organization
Cellular component (GO): cytoplasm; nucleus
Molecular function (GO): protein kinase binding
Source: RefSeq, a predicted model, not a curated record